AAGCAGGUAAACCUGUCUUGUUGCACAAGUUAUCACACAGCACCAGGGGACUCAGAGCAGGAGAAUACACGGGCUGUCGGCACAGCAGCAAACACCGACAGCCCCACAAAAGAAGCCGAGGCACAUCAGCGAGCGUGCGGCGGAGUGCUGGAACCCUGCACUCACAGCUCCUCGUGCAAACCACAUCUAGGAUUUUCACUGAAAUUGCACUACAGGAAGGAAGAUUUUACGUUGUCUCAUCUGGUGCGCGCACUACCGACACAAUGAGCUGCAGCAGCGUUGCGAGCUCCGAGUUCUCUGAGGAAGAGCUUGAACUUGGCGGUCUGGUCCAAUGCGAAGAUGAAGGAAGUCCCAAGCCAUCAUUCCAAGACGAGAGUUCAACCAGCAGCCCAAGCGAAGCAGAGGAAGGCCAAACCAAGAAGCGCAACCGACCGGUUCGCUCAAAAGCUCGAAGAAUGGCCGCUAAUGUCCGCGAGCGAAAACGCAUUAUGGACUACAACCAGGCGUUCAAUGCCCUCCGCGUUGCCCUGAACCAUGACCUCAGUGGCAAACGGCUGUCCAAGAUUGCCACACUACAGCGAGCCAUCAACCGCAUCUCUGCUCUCUCAGUAUUCCUGAGCUCUCAUCCACCCAGUAAGCCCUGCGCCCACCGUGAGUGCAACAGGUCAUCAGUGGGACCGGCAGCGAUGGGGGCGUCACGGCUUGAGCAGACGAGGUUAACAGUUCCUUGUCCGGAGCAUCAGAGCUACGUCCCCUGGCACGCAUCCGUCUCUCAACAGAUGCAGCCACAGCCAGCGCCUCACAUGCACAGACCUCAUGCCUACAUAGACAACACAGUGCCAUCAUGUCCCCCAUCACCACACUACCCUUGUUAUCCCACCGAGGGACAGUUUUAUGCCUCGCACAGACACUGUGGCACCCCCUGUGAUCUUCCACCCAGCCCUCUGAGAUACCCUCAGGUGGAUGAGGGGUUGGGAUACCAGCCGGGGAUGUGGGCCUCCUGCACUCAGGGAUACAUGGACACCUUUGCAGAGCCAUCUGCUACUCUGGGACUUCCAUGGCAGGUGAGCUACCUGCAGGAGCCGGAGAGCAGCUUCCCCCUGUGCUCUGAUAUACUGUAACAAGCUUCACGAGUACUGUGAAGUCCUGAAAACUGAAGAACCCUGAUGGACUUUUUAAGGGUUUGAGGGAGUAACCUUGUGCUCUUACUGUUGCUGUUAUUGAAACUUACAGGAAGGCUGUGAUUGUAGAGCAAACUACAGUCCUGCAAGCUGAACACAGAUAAAGGAGCAAUGGCAAUCUAGACUGCAGAAUGUUACAUAUGUUAGGUAUUUUGUUUUGAUGUUGAAUUUGAAAAUGUUAAUUCUAAGGAAUGUUUUGCAAUCUACAGAUGACAACUCACAUAAUUAUAUUUUUGCUGUGCUAAAUUGUCCCCUUUUUCGGCCUUCUGCAAAGGAUGAAUUAUUGGAGUUGCAUUAGUAAAUGUAAGGUAAUAAAAAUGGGUGUGUCGGAAAUAAAAACAGACAGACUAGCAUAAAAAACAGUGCUAUGUAACUAUGCAUACAGCAUGCUAGCUUUCAAGUAGUACAAAGCGCUCUGAAAGAAAAUGUGACUAAGAUCUGGUUUCAACAUUCAACAUGCUUAUGUAUUUAUUCUCUGACUUUAAAAAGUACAGUCUGUUUGUGUUGUAAAGACGCUGCUUUUCCUUUGCUUUUUCCAAGCUUGAAAAUUAAAUGUUUAAAAU
Molecule: messenger RNA, 1744 nt
Organism: Haplochromis burtoni (Burton's mouthbrooder)
Lineage: Eukaryota; Metazoa; Chordata; Actinopteri; Cichliformes; Cichlidae
Gene: bhlha9
Product: basic helix-loop-helix family, member a9
Exons: 1
Coding region: 264-1121 (285 amino acids)
Biological process (GO): regulation of transcription by RNA polymerase II; developmental process
Molecular function (GO): protein dimerization activity; DNA-binding transcription factor activity, RNA polymerase II-specific; RNA polymerase II transcription regulatory region sequence-specific DNA binding
Source: RefSeq, a predicted model, not a curated record